Molecule: messenger RNA, 2261 nt
Organism: Mytilus trossulus (common blue mussel)
Lineage: Eukaryota; Metazoa; Mollusca; Bivalvia; Mytilida; Mytilidae
Product: heat shock 70 kDa protein 12B-like
Exons: 5
Coding region: 226-1965 (579 amino acids)
Molecular function (GO): ATP binding; ATP-dependent protein folding chaperone
Source: RefSeq, a predicted model, not a curated record
AAGUUAUUUCCGUUGACGGAUGUAAUAUAUUAACAAUAAUAGUCACAUUGUUGUAAAUUUUCACAAAUAAUUAAAUAUCACAUGUAUAAGGAUAAAAUCUAGUGUCUAUCCAAAUUCAUUGUUGACCUUUCGACAGAGCAAAUUAUUUCAACAAUGAACUUACCAAUAGCAACUACAGACCUGUAAUUGUACAGUAUUAUAUAUAUACAUGUAGCAUCGGCAAUCAUGACACAGACAACGGACAACUGUAUUUUGGUUGCUGCCAUUGACUUCGGAACAUCAUAUUCCGGUUAUGCAUUUUCGACCAGGAAUGACUUUGAAAAAGACCCCUUACAGAUACAGGUUAACCCUCCAUGGGCUGCCGGAACAAGACAGCUAUUGUCACUGAAAACUCCAACAUGUCUUCUCCUCGAUGCUGACAAAAACUAUGUUGCUUUUGGAUAUGAUGCUGAAGACAAGUAUUCAGAACUAGCAUUGUUAAAAGAUCACAAGAGUUACUACUAUUUUCAAAGGUUCAAGAUGAGUCUUUAUCAGACACAGAAUUUAAAUAAAGAUCUGGUUGUUGAGGACAUGACCGGAAAGCAAUUUUCAGCUUUUGAUGUAUGUUGUUUAUCAAUUAAAGCUUUGAAAGAUCAUUUACUGGAAUCCAUUAGCAAACAGUUUAUCAACAUGAAUAUAGAUGACAUUCGUUGGGUACUGACUGUACCAGCAAUUUGGACAGACAGUGCUAAACAAUUCAUGCGCAGAAGUGCUGAAAAGGCAGGAAUUCCAUCAGAUAAGUUACAGAUAUCUUUGGAACCAGAAGCAGCUUCUAUAUAUUGCCAACACUUGCCCAUAGAAAACCUGAAAGGAGCAGGAAAAAGAUUAUCAGCAACAGUAGCUGGCACUAGAUGUAUAAUUGCUGAUUUAGGAGGUGGGACACUAGACAUAACAGUCCAUGAAAAAAUGAACGAUGGGCGUCUUAAAGAAAUAUGCCGUGCUUCUGGUAAUAACUGUGGCGGAACGUGCGUCGACGUCCAAUUCUAUAAAAUGAUGGAGACUAUCAUAGGACCAGAAACUUUCAAGGCAUUCAAACAAGACAAUCUUGAUUCGUAUAUUGAUCUUUCUAGAGAAUUCGAAAUUAAAAAGAGAAAUUUCCAGCCAGAUAACACUGGCUAUGUUACUUUGCUAAUACCUUUGACAGUUCUCGAUUUGGUGUGCAAUAAACAUUUAAAUUUGAAUUUUAAGAAGGCGUUGGAUGACUCGGAAUACGGAUCAGUAACGACAAUUUUAAAUGACAAACUCCGUAUUGAGGUUGAAACUUUCCGGGCUAUUUUUGAACCAACAAUUAUUGGAAUUGUAGGACUUAUUGCUGAAAUAAUGAAAAGAUCAAAUGCCGACAGUGAUACCCAAAUACUGCUUGUUGGGGGAUUUUCGGGUUGCAAUUUGGUUCAAAGGGCUAUCAAGGCUACAUUUCCCGCCCACAAUAUAAUCGUGCCGUAUGAUAGUGACGUGUCGGUUCUGAAAGGUGCGGUAAUAUUUGGUCAUCAACCGAACAUCAUAUCUGAGAGAAUUUCUAAAUAUACGUAUGGAUUCAGCAAAAGAAAAAUCUUCGACCAACAAAAGCAUGAUAGCAGCCAUUUAGAAAUAGUUGACGGAAAAGAAAGGUGCAGUCGUGUAUUUGAACCGAUUAUUAAACGAGAUGAAAUAGUACCAGUUGGCAAAAAAAUCACAUCCACGGCAAAAUGCAAACCAGAUGACGACGGAUUAUUUACGCUAUGUAUUUAUCAGACAGAGAGCGAAAAUCCUAUUUACACCGACGAAGAUGGGUGUUCCUUACUAGGAACAAUACACGCUCAACUGCCGAGUCCAUCCCCUUCAGAUAAAAUUAAAGUUGAAUUGAUUUUCGGAGGAACUGAAAUAAGUGUUAAAAUAAGAGACACUGCUUCACGUAAAAAAUGCGAGGAAACAAUUCAAAUGAUAUAGCUUAUGUAUAUUUAUGAUUUUUAUUUUUAAUGAAAUCCUUUUUGUUUAAAUUGUCGAUUUUCUGGUAUUUUAUGAUAUCUAGCAUAAUAUAUUUAUUUCUAAGAAAAACAUAUAGUUGCUUUAAUAUAAAAUUUUGCGAUCAAUUUUUAUAUACAUGUAUAUUCAGUAUGUUAUGCUGUAUAAUCAAUUGACAAUUUAUUUGUCAAACGUCAUUAAUUAUACUUUAACAUUUUAACAUUUUAUAAUACUAACAGAAAAACAUUAAAUUACGAGUCUGGGCCCAGUUUCACGAAGCU